CUGGUGUUUGUUCAGACCCUCCCAGUCACAUGGAGGAGGAAGGGGGAGGGGCUGAAGGGUUUCAGGAAUGCUUCAGUCAGUGCUUCAGUCAGCGGGUGAGAAGAAGCUCUGAUUGUUCCUCCUCUGCUACAGAAACUAUUGUUUAAAAGUUCUCACUGUCUGUCAGCUGAAGAAGGCCAGGAAGGAGGAAUCACUCAAAGUGAGGAUUUGUGAAGAUGGAAAAAGGAUACCAACCUCAGGACUCAGCUCCACCAUACCCAGGCCCACCGAUGAACUACGGCGGGGCUGUGCCUCCGCCACAGCCAGGGGUGUCCCCUCAGCCUGGAUUCUACCCUCCUCCUCCUGGAGGAUACCAGGGAGGUGGUCCUUAUGCUCCUGCUGCACCAACAACAACAGUGAGUCACGUGGUGGUAUCACCGUCUCUUCAUGACACUCCGGGACAGGCCAUGUGCCCACACUGCCAGCAGAUGGUGAUCACAGAGACAAAUCCCAAGACGGGCCUCUUGACCUGGGCCAUCUGUGGCGGCCUCACCCUAUUUGGGUGUUUUCUCUGCUGCUGGAUCCCGUUCUGCAUUGAUUCCUGUCAAGACGUGGAGCAUAGCUGCCCUAAAUGCCACAGAGUCAUCCACAUAUAUAAGAGGAUGUAAAGAUGGUGGCUGAACCUCUUCAGCAUAUAACUGCCAUAUUUGUUUUAAAACACAAUGACACAAAUUGCACUUAUGUAAUGAAGCCUCACACUGUGGGGGGUUUACUUUGGCAUCCAGUGGAAAAAUUUUAUUUGUAUGUAACCAAAAAACAACAAUGAAAUGUAAAAAAACAAAUAAAUUAGAACUACUGUUGGGCA
This is a messenger RNA of Cheilinus undulatus (humphead wrasse), 844 nucleotides long. Its product is annotated as lipopolysaccharide-induced tumor necrosis factor-alpha factor homolog. Gene Ontology annotation, molecular function: zinc ion binding. Lineage: Eukaryota; Metazoa; Chordata; Actinopteri; Labriformes; Labridae. The record is from RefSeq and is a predicted model, not a curated record. Bases 216 to 647 code for a protein of 143 amino acids. The transcript has 5 exons.